AUGGCGAACUUUUUCGACAACAAGGCCCGCGCCGCCGCCGCCUCGAGCUCGAAGUCAAAGCCCAAUGAGCCCGUUGGCCCAGCACCCGCACUGGUACCCUGGGUGGAGAAGUAUCGACCCCGGAGCCUCGACGAAGUGAAGAGCCAGGAUCAUGCCAUUGACAUACUGCGGAGGAUGGUGAAUGCAUCAAACUUGCCAAAUCUGUUGUGCUACGGGCCUCCCGGAACGGGGAAAACGUCCACGAUCCUAGCCUUAUGCCGAGAGCUUUUCGGGCCGGAACUCAUGAAGCAUCGAGUCCUCGAGCUGAAUGCUUCAGAUGAACGCGGUUUGAGCGUUGUUCGAGAGCGAGUCAAGGGGUUCGCGUCUCAACAUCUCGCCAAUCCUACUCCACAGUAUCGAGAAAAGUAUCCUUGUCCACCGUUCAAAAUUGUGUUACUGGACGAAGCGGAUCAGCUCACGUCGGACGCUCAGAGCGCUCUUCGCAGAACUAUGGAGACCUAUGCUCGGACAACCAGGUUUGCUUUGUGCUGCAACUACGUGAGCCGCAUCAUCGACCCGAUUGCUUCCCGAUGCUCGAAGUAUCGGUUUCGAGCUCUUGAGGGCAGCCAGGCAACAGGUCGCAUCGAGGAGAUCCUGACUGCAGAAAACGUAAAGUAUCAGCAGGGUGUGGUUGAAAGAGCCCUGCAGGUUUCCGACGGUGAUCUUCGAAAAGCCAUUACGAUUCUCCAGAGCGCUGCGCGACUCGUGGGAGCAAGCAACACUGAUUCAAGUUCGCGGACACGCAAGAAUGCGAGGACCAUCUCCGAAGAUUCCGAUGAGGAGAUGGAGGAUGUUGACCCAACAGCCGUGUCGUCCGGGAGUAUCAGUGUAGCUGACAUCAACGAACUUGCCGGGACCUUUCCCCCGGAGUCGACCGACAAACUUCUCGGCGUCCUGAGGAAGGGCAACACCAGCAACUAUAAACGCAUAGCCGCCGAGAUAACAGACAUCACGGCCUCAGGCUAUGCCGCGAAUGAGCUGUUGUCCAGUCUGUACUCCAAAAUCAUCUUCGACGACUUGGUGGACACUAAGAAGAAAUACAAACUCACUCAGAUCUUCUCGGAGUUCGACAAGAGGCUCGUUGAUGGAGUGGACGAGCAGCUCUCCAUGCUGGACAUGACCUGUCAGAUCGCUGGUAUAUUGGCCGCAUGA
Messenger RNA from Capronia coronata CBS 617.96, 1191 nucleotides. RefSeq lists its product as uncharacterized. Gene Ontology annotation, cellular component: nucleus; DNA replication factor C complex. Gene Ontology annotation, biological process: DNA-templated DNA replication; DNA repair. Bases 1 to 1191 code for a protein of 396 amino acids. The record is from RefSeq and is a predicted model, not a curated record. The transcript has 2 exons. Gene Ontology annotation, molecular function: ATP binding; ATP hydrolysis activity; DNA binding. NCBI's taxonomy places the organism in Eukaryota, Fungi, Ascomycota, Eurotiomycetes, Chaetothyriales, Herpotrichiellaceae.